Psammomys obesus (fat sand rat) is the source of this 3330-nucleotide messenger RNA. RefSeq names its product threonyl-tRNA synthetase 2, mitochondrial (gene Tars2). Gene Ontology annotation, cellular component: mitochondrion; cytoplasm. Gene Ontology annotation, molecular function: threonine-tRNA ligase activity; ATP binding. Bases 1316 to 3136 code for a protein of 606 amino acids. Lineage: Eukaryota; Metazoa; Chordata; Mammalia; Rodentia; Muridae. The transcript has 16 exons. The record is from RefSeq and is a predicted model, not a curated record. Gene Ontology annotation, biological process: threonyl-tRNA aminoacylation.
GUGAAUGCAGUGCCUGUAUUAGCUGAAGGAACUUUAAACAGGAAAUUCUAAUUUUUCUUUUGCCUCAGUUUCUCAAUUCGAAACUGGGAAGGAGACUGAUCACAGAUUAUAUUGACCAUCUGAUUAUUUCUGACAAAGCCUUGAUGAAGGCUUUUACUUAGCAUUGGUCGACUAAGUAAAUGCCUUGUAUGCUAGUGAAAGGGGAGAAUACUCUGAGAAACAGGAUAGUGUGCUGAUUCACCCUCCUCAGAUCUUGAGUGCAUACAGUGUAAGCCAUCUGUGAUGUGUACUCAGUUCUCAUAGGUUCCAUAACUGAAGGCAAAACCUAGGGGCCUUCUGCUUUGCUUAUUUCAUGUCAGCUCAAAUAUCAUAGACUUUGUUUAUUAGAAUCCAGAGAAAAUGAAUUUCUUUUCUCAUGUAAAUGUAAAUAGUGAACAAAUCCAAGAAUAGUUCCAUUACAGUUGAUUCUUGGAACAAGAAAAAAAAAAAUGGCACUAAGAGGCAAAACAGAAGGCUGGGAUAGCUAAUGGGUGAGGUCCUGCUUUGUAGCAACACACACACAGACAAUAACAGCAGCAAAACAACUCUAAAGAACUUCUGUUUGCUUUUUGUUUGGUUGGUUUUCUGUUCUGUUUUGUUUUGUGUUCUGUUUGGUUGGUUUGGUUUUGUUUUUUUGUGGGUUUUUUUUGUUUGUUUGUUUUUUGUUUUGUUUGUUUUUCAAGACAGAGUUUCUCUGUGUAGCCUUGCCUGUUCUAGACUUGCUUUGUAGACCAGGCUGGCAUCAAACUCACAGAGAUCCACCUGCCUCUGCCUCCCUAAGUACUGGGAUUACAGGUACGCGCCACCAUGCCCAGUUCUGUUUUGUUUUUGUUGUUGUUGUUUUGUUUUUAAUUUUGUUCUUGUUCUUGUUUUCGUUCUUUUAAGACAGUGUCUUGCUGUGUAGCCCAGGUUCAACCUCCAACCAGAACUUUCCCACCAGCCAGAACAUUCAGUGAGGAACCAUGUUUUUAUAAGGUCACAGGAGCUUACAGGAACAGCAUAGAAGGCCAGUGGCCUCCUGCCUCUGUGGCCCUGGUCCAGGAGACACUGCGGACAUGUAGGGUGAACCCACACCUCCUCUCAGCAGAAGAAGAAACACUGCUGACCUUCUGCUUUCUUUUAAGCUCUUUUAUUUUAUUUGGGGCUGGAGAGGUGGCUCAGCAGUUUAAAGCACUGGCUGCUCUUCUAGAGGGCCUGGGUUCAAUUUCCAGCGCCCACAUGGCAGCUCACUCCUUCUGAGACUCCAGUUCCAGGGGAUUCAUGGCACCAGGCCUGCAUGUGGUGCACAAGCCUGUGCAGGAAGGCAAAACACCCACACACAAAAAAGGUGUUCUGGCACUCGAGCGCCCACGUUCUGGGUGCAGCCGCUGAACAACAUCUGGGUGCUGUUCUCUGCCGAGGUCCAAGUACAGAAUCUGGCUUUUACCACGAUUUCUUCCUGGGGAAUGAGCGGACAAUCCGCAGCUCAGAGUUGCCCAUUUUGGAGCGGAUUUGCCAGGAGAUCAUAGCUGCUGCACAACCUUUUCGAAGGCUAGAGGCUUCCCGGGAUCAGCUUCGCCAGCUCUUCAGGGAGAACCACUUCAAGCUUCAUCUGAUGGAGGAGAAAGGGACUGGCCCAGCAGCAACAGUGUACGCGUGUGGCACGUCGGUUGACCUUUGCCAGGGCCCUCAUCUUCGGCACACCGGACAGAUAGGAGCACUGAAGCUGCUGACGAACUCCUCAGCCUUGUGGAGGUCCUCAGGAGCACCAGCGGCACUGCAGAGAAUAUGGGGAAUUUCCUUCCCCAAGGCAGAGUUACUGAAGAACUGGGAAGCACGAAGGGAGGAAGCAGAGUUAAGAGAUCACAGACGCAUCGGGAAGGAACAGGAGCUCUUCUUCUUCCAUGAGCUGAGCCCUGGGAGCUGCUUUUUCCUGCCACGAGGGACAAGAGUCUAUAAUGCCCUGGUGGCUUUCAUCAGGGCUGAGUAUGCCCGCCGUGGUUUCUCAGAGGUGAAGACCCCCAUGCUGUUUUCCACAAAACUCUGGGAGCAGUCAGGGCACUGGGAGCAUUACAGGGCAGACAUGUUUUCCCUGAAGCCCCCAAGCACUGACGUUGUCGACAGCUCCCAGAGUGGCCACCCUGCCAGGUGUCCCAAAGACAUGCUUGCUCUCAAGCCCAUGAACUGCCCUGCACACUGCCUGAUGUUUGCUCACCGGCCCAGAUCCUGGCGGGAACUGCCUGUGCGGCUGGCUGAUUUCGGAGUCCUGCAUCGGGCAGAGGCUUCCGGCAGCCUGGGAGGAUUGACACGGCUGUGGUGCUUCCAGCAGGAUGAUGCUCACAUCUUCUGUGCACCCAAUCAGCUGGGAGCAGAGAUCCGGGGCUGCCUGGAUUUUCUCCGAUCUGUUUAUGCUGUUCUUGGUUUUUCCUUCCACCUGGCUUUAUCUACUCGACCAUCUGACUUCCUAGGGGAGCCUCACCUGUGGGACCAGGCUGAGCAGGUCCUACAACAAGCCUUGGAGGAAUUUGGAGAACCCUGGGACCUUAACCCUGGAGAUGGUGCUUUCUAUGGGCCUAAGAUUGAUGUGCACCUCCACGACGCCCUCGGUCGGCCCCACCAGUGUGGAACCAUCCAGCUUGACUUCCAGCUGCCUCGGAGAUUCAAUCUUCAAUACAAGGGGCAGGCGGGGGCCCUUGAAUGCCCUGUCCUUAUUCACCGGGCAGUGCUUGGCUCCGUGGAAAGGCUGUUGGGAGUGCUGGCAGAAAGCUGCGGGGGGAAAUGGCCCCUGUGGCUAUCCCCAUUCCAGGUAGUGGUCAUCCCUGUGGGGACAGAGCAAGAGGAAUAUGCCAGGCAGGUACAACAGUGCCUGCAGGCUGCAGGGCUCAUCGGUGAUCUCGAUGCUGAUCCUGGACUGACCCUCAGCCGGAGAGUCCGCCGGGCCCAGCUUGCCCACUACAAUUUUCAGUUUGUGGUUGGCCAGAGAGAGCAGAGCCGAAGAACCGUGAACGUACGGACUCGAGACAACCGACAGUUGGGGGAGCGAGGCUUGGCCGAGGCUGUGCAGAGACUGUUGGAGUUACAGGACUCCAGGGUCCCCAAUGCGGAAGAAGUGUUCUGACUUCUAUUCCCUGCUGAGCUGUGGACUGGUGAGAGCUGUCCAUCCUUAGCACAGGAGACUCCCCUCACCUGGCAGCCCAGCAUAUCCCUGAGUCCUCAUAACUGCUCUCCUGGAAAUAGACUUGGUGAGGAAUUCCCCACAGGAAGGAACACUGUGCUUGAAUAGAAGGAGAAUAAAAAAUAAACUUAAGCUGA